Messenger RNA from Bombus impatiens (common eastern bumble bee), 1592 nucleotides. RefSeq lists its product as uncharacterized. The transcript is spliced from 6 exons. The record is from RefSeq and is a predicted model, not a curated record. Bases 363 to 1484 code for a protein of 373 amino acids. Lineage: Eukaryota; Metazoa; Arthropoda; Insecta; Hymenoptera; Apidae.
GGUAAAUGAAAUCACCAGAAUAGUUAUCGGAUUAUAAUCGUACAGUGUAGAAAAAACUUAAUAAUUGAUGCACAAAUUCAUUCGAAAUAUCGAAUUGAAGUUAGGAAGUUUAAGGUUUCCUUUCUGUUAAAAUGACACUUUUGUCAAGAGCAUCACAGAUUGAUUUGCUUAUAGUUGGACGUUUAAAAGAAUCGUAAGAGAUUUGAUUUUCGACCCGCAAUCAAUUGUCAAGAUAAAUCAAAAGUUACAGUGGGAAAUGUAGGAGGAUGUUCGACGAUACGAUGAAAAUACAAAACCAGUUAUGAAAAUAUUAGACGGAGAGGUAGCACGAAUAAGUGGUAGUUAAGGAGACGUAGUCCGCGAUGGAGAGUCGCUCAGACAGUAUAAAGGAUCCGAUUUAUUAUCCAUCGAUGCAAGAGGUCGUAGAAGGAAACGAAACGGCAACGGAAACCGAAACGACCGACAAAAGAAGCAGAAGUUCCGCUGGUAGCCAAGAACUUGGUCUGGAAGAGAAUAACGCAUUGAAAGUGCCGCGCAAAUUUAUCGCGAACUGGCGACAAGCUUGUGAUCGUACACGCGACAGAACGAAAGAUUUGUUGAAGAGAUGGCGAACUGUUUCGACUAAUGUCGAUGAAAUCGUUAAUGAUCCUGUUUCGAAUAAACAAUUGGAACAUCCUAGUUGGAGCGUACACGUUUGGACAACAUGGGUGAGUCGAUAUCCAAGCGACGAAAAUCUGAUCGCUAUAGAAGAAGCCAGGAGGGGAGGAAAGUUAAAGGAUUUAGCGCCCAUUCAACGCGACAAGUUUUCACAUUUUUUCACUUAUCUUUUGGACCACGAUAGAGAUGGUUUUAUUAAUCGAAAAGAUUUUCGAAUGCUUUCAGAGCGACUGAGAAGAUUCGCAGAUUGGUCAUGGAACGGGCCCGAAUAUUUACGAUUAAUAGAGGCCGAACAAGGACUAGCGGACUUAAUCUUCCAAGAGAAAAAGAAGGAAGGUGACCAAGGAAAGAUCAGCCUGGAGGAAUGGUUAUGUUGGUGGGCGCGCGUUGUCGCACCAGCUGGAGGCGCAUCUUACAAUGACAUUCCAUUUUGGUUAAAAAUUUUGCCACGAAUAUUUUUUCUUGCUAUCAAUAGCUCAGUGAAUGGAGUGAUUUCGAAGAAAGAGCUUGGCUCGUUUUACGGAUCAGUCGUUGGCCUAGAUUCUGAUAGGAUCUCCAAAUGUCUGGAUAUGGCAUAUAAUUCCGUGACGUCGAACGGAGACCAUCGUCUCGGUUGGCCACAAUACCAACUCGUAUUCGCCAACUUUUUAUUCGGUCGCGGUCCGUUCGGACCAGGAGAACAUUUUCUCGGUAUGACAGAUUCCUGCUUAAUUCGGGGCAAUAACGUACCAUUUCCGAUCGAUUAUUCUGCGAUGAAUACACCAAAAGAUAAGUUGGAAGUAUACAGACCGCAUUGUAGAAGUGCUCGACGUAGCGUGGUAGUUUGAAAAAUAGCCACGCAGGUAAAAUAGCCGGUAAUCACUAUAGAAGUGAUAACGAGUGCCAGAUACGAACAAGCGUCAGUGACGUGUUUCAAUAAGGGUCAGUUAGAAAAC